Strongyloides ratti is the source of this 795-nucleotide messenger RNA. RefSeq lists its product as hypothetical. Bases 1 to 795 code for a protein of 264 amino acids. The transcript has a single exon. The record is from RefSeq and is a predicted model, not a curated record. NCBI's taxonomy places the organism in Eukaryota, Metazoa, Nematoda, Chromadorea, Rhabditida, Strongyloididae.
AUGCACGAUAUACCAUUUAGAAAGUACAUAUUUUCAACGGCUUAUAAAAAUUUAGCCAGUUGUGGAAAUAUUACAAUAAAAAAAAGUGUAAGAAAUUUGGAAACUUAUAUUGUAGUUAAAAAGUCUUCUAAUAUAACAAUAAAUAGUCAUAUAAUAGUUAUUUUAAAAUGCAUUUUUAAAGAAUUUGGAUAUAAUAGAACUAAAAUUGUAUAUUCAAAUGAUGAUACAUUUUGUGGUACAAAACAAAUUAAUGUAAUGAAUGGACUUAUUGUAUAUGUGAAUGAAUUAUCAAAAGCUAAUGUAUAUACAAAUAGUGAUUCAGGAUAUAAAUCUGGUAUAAUGUCUAUUGAAGCAGCACCACCAUGUGCAUUUUCAUCUAAUGGACGUGGAAACAUUCUUGUAUCAUUGAAUAUUGUUGGAAAGAUUUAUGAGUAUAAUUCUUAUGAUAAAGAAGGAAAAAGGGUUACUAAAUAUGGUCAAUAUGUAACUUUUCUUAAUAAAACUAAUAUGCAAGAUGAAUUUUUAGCCAGUAGUUCUGAUUCUAGUAAUAUUGAUAUGAAACCUUUCAUAGAAGUGUCAAUGCAAACGGAUACAGGUUUUUCUUACUUUUCCAAAAAGUCGUUUUCAAUUAAAGAUGUUCUUUAUGAUUUGAUACAUUCAAUAAAUUUUUUAGUUGAUAUUCCAUUGUGGUUUAAAACACGAGCAAAGUUAACUACUAUGCUUCCAGUUCAUCGAUAUACCUCAGAAGAUAUUAAACCUCAAAUUUCAGGAUAUUAUACUUAUAAAGGAUUUUAA